Blepharisma stoltei is the source of this 1195-nucleotide messenger RNA. The record is from the annotation of a GenBank genome assembly. Lineage: Eukaryota; Ciliophora; Heterotrichea; Heterotrichida; Blepharismidae.
AUGGAGGCCAGUGAAGUAGAUUACAAGCCUCUUGAAAAAAACCCAAAGCACAUCCACUGGCUCCUCUCAGCGAUUAUUUCAAUGAUUUGUUUAGGAGUUGGCCCUUUUUUAUGCGGCCUCUCUUCUUACAAUCCUUUAUCAGUAAUCUCAAUGAUAUCAGUCGGCCAAAUUAUUCUUGCGGUGGCAUUUUACCUAAUUUUCCAACACACAAUCUCAAUUACACAGAAAAAGCUGCAAGAAAUUACUGAGGAAGCUUCUUCGUCAAAGAGUUUUGCGCCAGGAGUAUACCUUGCAAUAUGCUCUGGGAUUAUCCAGGGCAUAGGGCAGUGGGCUCUUAUUUGGGGCUUUUAUUAUGAUGAAAAUGGUAGAGGCAUUUUGUCAUCAAUUAUAUCAGCUCAAGGCGUUUUAAGUUCAAUUCUAGGCUACAUAUAUUUUAAAGAGAGACUAUUGCAUUGCGAGUGGUUUGGAAUGCUAAUAAGUCUUGGAGGGAUGAUAGUAAUCUCGGCUCUAUGCCAAAUGACCGCAUAUUUUUGAUAGUGCAACAUUUCCUAGGGAAAAAUAGUUGAUAGUGAGACAUUUAACCGAAAAAAAAUUAAAUUUCGGCCAAAUGCCAAUGUAUAAAAAAAUUUCAACUAAUUUCUUCAAUGAAAUGCGCACUAUUAAAAGUGCACGAUUAUGGGGCCUGCUCCCAGUAAUCUCUUUGUCAAGCUCCAGAGAUAGCACAUUUAUCGGAGUAAUUCUUUCCAUCAUUGGAUUGAUAGCAUUUUCAGUCAGAAACGUUUUUACUAGGAAAUCACAGAUGAAAGGCCUCAGCAUUUAUAGUGUUAUAUUUGUUAACUUGAUAGCUUUUGGAGUUAGUGGCCUUUUAGUGAUUGCAGUUGCUUUACCAUUUGGCUAUGACCCAUUUUCUGAAGGCUGGAAAGUACUUGUAUCCUUGACAGGAGGAAUACUUAUAGGCAUGGGCGCUUAUUUUAUAUGCCAAGCUUGUAUGACUGGGCCUAUAGGCCCUUCAGUUACCAUAGCCAAUAUGUGUGGUAUUGUACAGAUUUUUCUAGACUUUGUGUUUUUAGAUAUUGUCCCAGACGAAACAAAACUUAUAGGAGCUUGCAUAACAAUUGGUGGAGCAGUUCUACUUGCCGUUGGGGAUUCAGUCAUCGAAAAAUUCAAAAACAAAAAGAAAAGUUAUGAAGACUAA